GAAGGAGCAUGGCGGACUCGCAGCUCCUUUGCCUGGACGACGCGCACGUGAACGAAUGCCUCGGCGAGAACCACCCGCGGUACUACUACAGCGAGCAGCAGCGCAAGGCCCUGGAGGUGCUGGCGAGCAAGGGCGCGAAGGCGUACAAGGAGCACCUGAAGGCGGCCAAGUUGCGCGACUUCCUCUCCAGCGGGGAGCGGCAGGCUUUGCAGAGCAGCUGGGGCGCCUACGACGCCCACCUCGACGCCAACAAGCCUCUCCUGGGACCCUCGGGCAAGCCCCUGUCGCUGGCCUAUUGGCCCGCGCGCUCCGACACCGAGGUCCCCGCGCUAGACCUGGGCUGGACCCACAACACUUUCUAUCGAGGACUCAACCGCUUGGCUCUCUAUACGCACCCGCGCAAGGAAGAAAAUGCGCCUCACGUCAAGCAAGUGGCGCGCGAAAUGAUCCAGCAAGCGUACAAGGUCAUUGCGGUAGUUAUGGACCAAUUCACAGACCGGGAUAUCUUCCAAGAUAUUGUGGAUGCAGCAUACAAGCGUCGGAUCCCUGUCUACAUUAUCUUGGAUGAAGAAGGCUCUAAGUUCUUCCUAGAGAUGUGCAAAGACAUGGAGCUCUGUGAUUUCCAGAUACGGAAUAUCCGUGUACGCUCUGUGACAGGAGUUGGAUACUAUAUGCCAUCAGGGAAGAUCAAAGGGAAUUUGGCAUCCCGCUUCUUGAUGGUGGAUGGUGAAAAAGUAAUCACUGGUUCCUACAGUUUCACAUGGACCUCAUCCCACAUAGACAGAAACAUUAUUUUGUUCUUAUCAGGACAGAAUGUGGAAAUAUUUGAUAUUGAAUUUCGUGAGCUCUACGCGAUUUCAGAGGAGAUAGAUCUUUACAAGGAGCUGAAUAUUCCAUGCCCUUUCCGUCAAGAUGUUGGAAAAUUGGGGUUUUCCUCUUCCACCGUUGCCCGGAAGAUCAUCAACCCAAAAUAUGGAUUAGUAAUGGCGGGAGUACCCCCAGGGGAAAUGAUGCGCUGGGCUUGUCGCCAGAUGCAGGAGUCACAAGGGAACCCACAGGAGAGGGAAGAAGAAAGUGAGUCAAACAGACGGCUGCAUAUUUUUCUGGAGGAUCUUAUUUCAGUAGAACAGGAGCUGCCAGAAAUUGAGCCUCCACUUGAUGAUCUAAACAGAGCAAACCGGAGUCCUCAGAAGUUGUUUUCUCGGUUUCAUCGGGACCUCAGAUCCAAAUCCAAAUCCAGAGAGUCCAUUCGUGACCUAAGAAAGGAUGAUGUUGCCAAUGGGGAGACCAGUUCAAAGCAGGGUAAGAGAUUUGGCACUGGACUUUUCAGAAAGGCCAAGCGUCUGCCACAGUUGAAUGCUGAUGCAAAUUCUGUUGCCAGUGAGACUCUAACAGGAGAAGACUUUGUGAUUGUGACGACAGCAGAGGGCCAAGCCACUGUUAGCAUUCGUAGUAGUGGCAACGCUUCAGGUAAAAUGAGUCUAAGCUCCCAUACAGGGGAAAGAACCAAACAGUCAACCUGUGUGGUCUCAUGAUUGAGGAGGGAAAAACUGCUGGAAAAACUUGAAAGAAGUAUCUGCUGGAAUAUACAGAUGUGGGCACAUUUGAAGCCUGCAGUCUAAUUUCCUCAAAACAAUCUGUAACCCCUGCAGUGUCUAGGACGGAGCUGGAACCUCCCAUUAGUUAAUGCACACUGGGUGAAAUACAUAACCUGGAAGAUUCUGUCUGAAGAAAGAGCAUAAUUAAUUAAAUAACUGAAAUAAAUUUUUAGAUGAACUCCACCCAAGCACAGAUACGGGGUGCUAUUUUAAUUUGUCUGGCAGUGGAAAAAGAAAACUAGUGGGUUGCCAAUAUUUGUACUACAUUUCUAUUGGGUUAGCAAUUUAAGUCAAAGACAAAAGAAGAAGAAGAAGAGUUUGGAUUUAUAUCCCCCCUUUCUGUCCCAUAAGGGUCGUAAAGAAGCUUACGAACGCCUUUCCUUCUUCUCCCCCCUUGUGAGGUAGGUGGGGCUGAGAGUUAUGAAAGAACUAUGACUGGCCCAAGGUCACCCUGUAGGCUUCAUGUAGGAGUGGGGAAACAAAUCCAGUUCACCAAAUAAGAGUCUACCACUCAUGUGGAGGACUCAGGAAACAAACCCAGUUCUCCAGAUUAGAGUCCACCUGCUCUUACCAUUGCAGCAUGCCAGCUCUACAAAAGAUUCCCAAAAGGAUGUGAAACCUGUGCAUUUUGUUAUUCUUAAACUUUAUAUCUCAUUAUUUUAAAAAAAACUUGAUAGAUCUUCCAUGCUUUCCCCAUCUUCUUCCAGUAAUUUUAGUGUUUAAACAGCCAACCUGUGGAAUUGAUGCCACAAAUGACAUAUGCAGUGGAGGUGUUGUGUUAUACCUGCUCUGUAACCUAUUGCUUAGAGGAAAAAUGACAUUAAGGUUUAGAGAACAAUGGAUAUACUAUCGUGAGUACCAGAAGACCAGUCUUGUACUUUGGACUUCUGUGGCAUUUUUCAAUAAGGGUGAUCACUACUGCCUUUGUGUUCCAAAAAUGCACUGAUUUUUUGGCAUCAACCUCUUCCUCGUACCCCAUGAACUUCUUUUUGAGAAAAACUGGUUGAAGGAUUUCUUACUAUUUCUUUAGAGUGGGUGACCGCAACCUUUUUAAGAGUUUGGAAUUCUGGCACAGAAUGGUAGGCAUAGUUAUAAAAUGGCUGCCACAGGAGAUAAGGCCAACCGCAAAAUGGCUUCUGCAGCUUGUCAGUCACAAAGUGAAGAUCCUUGUGCUACAGCUGCUGUCAAGGCAACAUUUUAAAAUGUCUGCACACUCAAUCAGAUCUCUAAUGGCCAGUCAAAAGUCCUGCUGGGCAAAAGUCAACUUUUUAAAAACUCUUGGUAGGUACCAGGAAAGGGGUUGGCAUUCAGCCUCCUAGCACUUAUGAGCAGCAAAUUGGGGGGCCCUGCUCUAGAGGGAUGCAUUAAGAUGGUACUGUUAUAAGAAGUAGUAGUCAUGGGAUCCAUAAUCCCUUUCUUCAUUACCUAGAGGAAUUUGUUUUUAUCCCACCACUGUGCACUAGAUUAGAAUGGGCUGUUUGGAUAAAAGAAAUGAUGAUCACAUAAUGGAAUGCUUAUUAAAAUACUCAAGCAAGGUUCUGGGUGGCCUGCAUAAGAGCUCCUGAAAGAUGCAGUAAUAAGAGUUGUGGGUAGGAAAGUCAUGCAAGGCUGGUGAAAAAAUUCUUUGAAGUGCAACCCUAAAUAGGUCAACUGAAGUCUAUGCAGUGGGGCUUAUUCUCAGGAAAGCAUUCAUAGGAUUGCACCGGUUUCUGUAAGAGUUAUAUCGUUGAGCAACUGAAGUGCCUAGUAGUUGUUUUUUGUUCAAGAGCUACAAAGGUGAAGAAAACUUACUGAAGAAAACUAGAAAAGAUUCAAGCCCCGUUGAGUUUUUAUGGGAACAAUUUGUUUAGAGAGCAUUCCUGCAAUUAUACUGCCACGUUUUCAUUGUUUUAAAGAGUAACUGCUAGAGUUUGCCUGCCUUCCGCUGUCUUUUUUUGCCAUCAAAUCACAGCUGACAUGGCGAUCUCAUAAGGUUUUCAAGGCAAAAGGUCUUCGGAAGUGGUUUUCCAUUGCCUGGCUCUGCAUCAAGAUCCUGGAAUUUCUUGGAGGUCU
Messenger RNA from Sphaerodactylus townsendi, 3650 nucleotides. RefSeq names its product family with sequence similarity 83 member F (gene SACK1F). The record is from RefSeq and is a predicted model, not a curated record. Bases 9 to 1535 code for a protein of 508 amino acids. Lineage: Eukaryota; Metazoa; Chordata; Lepidosauria; Squamata; Sphaerodactylidae. The transcript is spliced from 5 exons.